This is a messenger RNA of Pteronotus mesoamericanus, 1845 nucleotides long. It is a transcript of the gene DCTD, whose product is annotated as dCMP deaminase. The record is from RefSeq and is a predicted model, not a curated record. Gene Ontology annotation, biological process: pyrimidine nucleotide metabolic process. NCBI's taxonomy places the organism in Eukaryota, Metazoa, Chordata, Mammalia, Chiroptera, Mormoopidae. The transcript has 7 exons. The coding region runs from base 251 to 787 and encodes 178 amino acids. Gene Ontology annotation, molecular function: dCMP deaminase activity; zinc ion binding.
UCUCCGCGCGCCACGUGGCGCGGCUGGAGCUCGGGGUGUGGGACGCGGAUCCCGGAGGCCGCCCCACUUUCGGUGAAGCCUGCUCUGCUAACUCCGCGGCGGGCAGCGUGGCCUCUGGGAGGCUUUCCUACUCGGGGAGCGGAGAAGAGGGUGGACGCGCGACUCUGAAAGUGACAGUAACUUUUUGCGCCCGCGGGUGCGACGAGAGACUUGUGGAGUUCAUGUUCUGGUGACUUCCGACUGACCCAGCAUGAGUGCAGUCCCCUGCAAGAAACGCGAGGACUACUUGGAAUGGCCCGAGUAUUUCAUGGCCGUGGCCUUCUUAUCAGCACAGAGAAGCAAAGAUCCCAAUUCCCAGGUUGGAGCCUGCAUCGUGAAUACAGAGAACAAGAUCGUGGGGAUCGGGUACAAUGGCAUGCCAAACGGGUGCAGCGAUGACCUCUUGCCUUGGAGGAGGACAGCGGAGAGGAAGCUGGACACCAAAUACCCUUACGUGUGCCACGCCGAGCUGAAUGCCAUCAUGAACAAAAACUCGGCGGACGUCAAAGGCUGUACUAUCUAUGUGGCCUUGUUCCCGUGUAAUGAAUGUGCUAAGCUCAUCAUCCAGGCAGGUAUCAAAGAAGUUAUAUUCAUGUCUGAUAAGUACCACGAUAGUGAGGAGACCACUGCUGCGAGGCUCAUGUUUAACAUGGCUGGGGUCACCUUCAGGAAAUUCACACCCAAGUGCAGCAAGAUUGUCAUUGACUUUGAUUCCAUUAAUAGCAGGCCUGGUCAGAAGCUUCAGUGAGUUCCAUCUCAUUAAACCGCCGGAAGACUGGGAUUAUCCUCUUCUAAAGGAGCUGCUAAUGCCUUUCAUCUUGAAGUUACGCAUCACUUUUCAGUAGCCAGCACAGCAAAAGCAGACAUCUAAAGAAUAUAAAGCCUCAGCCCCCCCGACUCUGUCUCCUAUCACAUGGAAUCUGCAUCUCAUUAAGCUCUUGAUUUAGGGUUUAAGGUCAAGGCGCCGGUCGACGGCCUGUUGCCGGGGCUGGAGUGGGGGCCUUCCCCUCUGGGGCUCCGCAGAGGAGAAUCCCCACGCCGCCACCCACUGCAUGUCGCAGCUGCUCCACACGGCUCCACGGCUGGGAGGACAAAUAAAUAAUUGUUGUGCUCCUGGCGGGAUGAGCAGGCACGCUGAUUGGAACAUCUGGCCCAAAUGAAGUGUAGCAUGUAAUGCCCUUGGGAAAAAAAAUAGGACCCGCACGGCAGUCGCAUUAAAGUACCUGCCUGAGAGAGUUGAGGGAAACUCCUACCCUCCCACCCCCAAAUCCUAGAGGACGGCAGUCCCGCCCUCACAGUGGGCGGGCGUACCUGAGCUUGGGGCGCUCCCUCCGCUCUUGCUGUCCUGCUGCCCGCAGGUGGCAGCGUGCCUGUCGCCCCCCAGGCCGCCCCCUGCUGUGGCAGUGGGGCUUGUGUGGCUGGGCGUGGCGCCGCGGAUCAUUUCCAAGGCCACUGCAGGCGCAGAGGAAAUUGAUUGCUGUCCCGUGAGUGAGGUGGGAGGAAGUGGAGGCGCCUCGAGGUCGUGGCUCCGCGCUCUGGUGCAGGGACCUCUGUGCGCCGGGCACCGAGCCUUCCUCCGCGCGCACGCGGUUCUCGCACCUUCCUGCCACUGGGACCUGGGCGACGUGUGGCUGUCCACGUGUCCUUAAUUUCCCUUAAUUUUUAUGAAACGUGCUCAGUACCUUUGUUGAGAAAAUGGUUUCUUUAUCCUAAAGAUUAUUACUGUUUUAAGGUGCUCUUAUAUUUUUAUGGGUUUUUAGUCUGUCUCUGAGGUUUUGUACUCCGUAUUCUGGGGCAUGUUGUAAU